Didymosphaeria variabile is the source of this 1407-nucleotide messenger RNA. It is a transcript of the gene SPO11, whose product is annotated as endodeoxyribonuclease. The coding region runs from base 1 to 1407 and encodes 468 amino acids. Gene Ontology annotation, biological process: meiotic DNA double-strand break processing; meiotic DNA double-strand break formation; reciprocal meiotic recombination. The record is from RefSeq and is a predicted model, not a curated record. NCBI's taxonomy places the organism in Eukaryota, Fungi, Ascomycota, Dothideomycetes, Pleosporales, Didymosphaeriaceae. Gene Ontology annotation, cellular component: nuclear chromosome. The transcript has 7 exons. Gene Ontology annotation, molecular function: ATP binding; DNA binding; DNA topoisomerase type II (double strand cut, ATP-hydrolyzing) activity.
AUGGAUGCUGUUAUUGAUUCAGACGCCGACGAGCUACUCUUCGAGUCACCUCUGCUUUCACCUCCGGACAGCCAGUCAUGGGAUCUACGGGAAGAAUACGCGGACGACGACAUCCUACAAGACUACUUCGAUGAUAGCCGACCACUCUCGACAUUUGAACUUGAUGAUCAAUGCGAAGGCUCCCAAGGACCUCCUACAGUGGUACCGACGAGGGACUGGGUUAUUGGACGAAUAGAGAGUAUGCUCGAGAGAAUUGUCGACGGUUUGCUUACCGAAAGUGAGCAGCUCACUAUCAGUCUCAAAACCUGCUCACGACUCAGCCGCCGGGAACUCGGCCCAGCACAAGAUACAGGCACAAUACCAACACCAAAAGACAUACAGCUCAGCUACCCGGGGAACAACGCCCAAGAUGCACGACGAUUCACUGUUGUUGUGAGAAUCUUGGAGCUAAUACACUGCUGCCUCAUCGACGGUGUCGUCAUGACAAAACGGUACAACAUGUAUUACCGACAUCCUGACCUGUUCGGCAAACAGUCUGUAGUGGACCGAUAUGUGGAUGACAUUGCGCGCACCCUAGGAGUAUCCCGGUCACUCCUUAACGUGACUGCUGCAGCAAAGGGCCUGAUUGCAGGUAACUUUAGCAUCCUCCCGCAGACCCCGUUCAGAUCUAACUGCUUCUUUAAGGGUCUGCUGGUGCCCACGAUGCAAGCUGGCGACACGCUAGAAAUGUCAUGUGUCCAUUGGAUCCUGGUUAUCGAGAAGGAGGUGAGACCAUUUGUGGCAAGUAUGAUCCAGCUUACACAUUCACAGGCGACGUUCCGUUCUGUGCUAAGCUCGCCUCUGUGGAAUGAGCUCGGCAUACAGGGGCUUAUACUCACCGCGAAAGGCUACCCCGAUCUCGUAUCUAGGAAGUUCCUACGCGAGCUUGCGGAUAACUCACCGCAUAUCCCGAUGUACGCCCUUGUCGAUCUAGAUCCAGAUGGAAUGCAUAUCCUGUCAACGUACAAAUACGGUUCGCUUCGUCUCGCUCACGAGGACGUCGCACACAUGGAUAUACCUGGGGUAUACUUGCCGAAUCUACAGUGGCUCGGUGUUCAGAGUCACCACAUCAACCGAGCACCGGGUAACGAAGGUGACACGGCAACGGCUGCACUCGCAGAUGUCCAAGGCGUCAUGAAACUGACCGCUAGGGAUAGAAAGAAGGCGCAUCAUAUGCUGGAAUGGGGCGUUUGUGGGGAACACGGUUCUGAGCCGACAUGGCGGGCGGAGCUGCAACGCUUGCUGAUGCUGAAUAUUAAGGCGGAAAUGCAAAUAUUGGACGAGCUGCGCGGAGGGCUUGUCUCAUGGUUGAGCUACCAGCUGGAAGUGAUGCAAGGCGGAUCAGCAGACGAUGAGAUACUUUUUUGA